Messenger RNA from Maniola jurtina (meadow brown), 1309 nucleotides. RefSeq lists its product as uncharacterized. Bases 201 to 1052 code for a protein of 283 amino acids. The transcript is spliced from 6 exons. The record is from RefSeq and is a predicted model, not a curated record. Gene Ontology annotation, cellular component: nucleus. NCBI's taxonomy places the organism in Eukaryota, Metazoa, Arthropoda, Insecta, Lepidoptera, Nymphalidae.
CCAAAUUAAAUAUCUCUGCCUGACAGGUAGCGUAGUAGAAAUGUAAGACUUUUUAAAUUGUACGACUUCGACUAGUUUUUAAUUAUUAUCUAUGGACAUUUGACAUUUGCCAUUGACAACUGAUAACUUUGACUUGAAUUUAAACGGUUUUGUGUUUUGCAUAGAUUAGUGUUUUGUAGUACCUAACUUUGAAUUCGAAAAUGCCUCCAAGAAGAAAAGUCUCUGUGCGCCAAUAUGAACUCUUGGUCGAGUUUGCAGAGACCCAUCGCGAUAUUGCGAUGGGUCGAUACGCUGGAGGGCCUCUAGGGAACCAGGCUGCACGACAGGCCUGGCAAACCCUUGCCCUCCAGCUAAAUGCAGUUGGGGAAGGAGUUUCCAAAAGCGCCGAACAAUGGCGAAGAUACUGGAUUGAACUAAAGGCAAAAAUCAAAAAUAAAGCGGCUGACUCCAGGAGGAUGGCUAGGGGAACGGGUGGAGGGCCCAAUAGGCUGCUACCUUUAACUCCUAUAGAGGAAAGGAUCCUCUCCAUUAUAGGGAAGGUAGCAGUUCAAGGAUUGGAGGGAGUCCAAAUUCCACUGGAUGCUCCAACAACGAACAUGGAGGAAGAAGACAGCCCAUCAAUAUUAGGUGUUAUUGACAUAACACCUAAUAUUGAUGGGCCAACCAUUGCAAUUAUGGAUCAGAGAGAUUCUGAGAGAGGAGACGAGAGAAGUCUCAUCUCUCAGAAUCACUCAGUGGUCAACCAGUUGGUGGAGGACCACACUAGCCAGGCGGAAGAAGCCACAGAGCCAGCAGAGGACCGGGCCAGACAGCAGGACAGCCAAAAUAGACAAGCUACAACAGCCAGAAAUUCAAGACCAAUUCGCCAGGAUGUGAAUGUCCCCAACUGGGCAUACCAGUUAGAGACAAGGCGGCUAGAGAACGAGGAGCGGCAUACGGAGACGCUUAGCAGGAUGGCUGACUGUCUAGUGCAGCUAACAGCAGCUGUACGAGAAAUAGCUGAUGGAGUAGCAGAAAUUAAAAAUCUAAUUUCGGAACUCCAUCAGCCAUGAGAAUCGAACCUGGGACUGAAGCUCUGUUCAAACUGACAAAGUCUUUAAACUUGGUACAGAUACCUUCAAUAUCAAUCAAUUUAUAACCGACAGUUUCUAAAUGAGUAUUGAAGGUGAGGUCCCCUGCAGUGUCAGGAUUGAGGAGUUGGAAUCCAAUUUUUUUAUGAAACAAUGUCACAAAGUUCCUCUAUCGAUUAAAAAAAAAUUACGCAAAUCGGUUCAGAAAUCUCGGAGAUUUCGGUGUACAUAGGUAGAAA